AUGAUUUCUCCAGUCCACAGGAGACUUGGAGGCCAUCUGCCAAUGCCUGUCUUCAACUCUUCAACCAUGCUCAUGCUGCGUCUGAAGAUCUCAGCCAAAGUCUGCCCUCUCCUGCACUCAGUCACCACUGUCUCCUUCUCCACUUCCGCCUCCGCCUCCCCUUCCAUCUCCACCGUCGAUCUCCUCGACUCCUACACCGUGACCCCACCAAUCCAACCCUGGCCCAGACGCCUCCACCCAAAGCGCCUCAUCUCCCUCAUCACUCGCGAACCCAACCUCGACCUCGCCCUCCAAAUCUUCCACCACGCCUCCAAAUUCCACCCUGGCUUUUCCCAUAACUACCACACCUACCACGCCAUCCUCAACCGCCUCUCUCGUUCCCGCGCUUUUCACCCCAAAAUCGACCCGCUCCUCUCAGACCUCAGCAACUCCGGCAUCAAAUGCUCUGAAGACCUCUUCAUCACCCUCAUUCGCAAUUUCGGCGUCUUGGGUCGUCCCAAGCUCUCCUUCAAGACCUUCCUCGACAUUCCAAAGUUUGGAGCUCAACGCUCUGCCAAGUCCCUGAACGCCUUGUUGAACGCUUUGGUUCAGAACCAUGAGUAUGGUUUGGUCCACUCCGUGUUUAAAAAUUGUGGGCAGAGAUUUGGGGUUAGGCCCAACGUGUUCACUUGUAAUAUACUGAUCAAGGCGCUUUGCCAAAAGGGUGAUGUUGAGACUGCACUCAAGGUGCUCGACGAAAUGCCUGCAAUGGGGUUUGUCCCGGAUGUGGUGACUUAUACCACGGUUUUAGGAGGGUAUGUUUUGCGGGGUGACAUGGUUGGCGCCAAGAGGGUUUUCGGGGAGGUUUUGGAUAGAGGGUGGCAUCCGGAUGCGACUACUUACACCAUUUUGAUGGAUGGGUUUGUUAAGCAAGGGAAGUUGGUUGAUGCUGUGAAGGUCAUGGAUGAGAUGGAGGAAAAUAAGGUUGGCCCAAAUGAGGUGACUUAUGGGGUUAUGAUUGAAGCUUAUUGUAAGGCAAAGAAGUCGGGUGAAGCGGUUAAUUUGCUUAAUGAUAUGCUUGAGAAAAGGUAUAUACCGAGUUCGGCGCUUUGCUGUAAGGUGAUUGAUAUUUUGUGUCAUGAAGGGAAGGCGGAGGACGGUUGUGAAUUGUGGAAGAGGCUUUUGAAGAACAACUGCACACCCGAUAAUGCAAUCUCGAGCACGGUCAUAUACUGGCUUUGUAAGGAGGGGAAAGUAUGGGAAGCCAAGAAAUUGUUUAAUCAGUUUAAGACGGAUUUGAUUCCCAGUGUCAUGACGUACAACAUGCUUAUUGCGGGACUGUGUGAAGUGGGGGAGCUGUGCGAGGCAGGGAGGUUGUGGGAUGACAUGGUUGAGAAAGGAUGUGCUCCGAAUGCUUUUACAUAUAAUAUGUUGAUCAAAGGAUUUUGUAAAAUUGGAAAAGCAGAGGAGGGGAUUAGGAUUUUAGAGGAGAUGCUGGAUAAAGGUUGUUUGCCCAACAAGUCUACUUAUGGCAUGUUGAUUGAGGGGCUCUGUGACUUGGGGAAGGAAGCUGAAGUCACAAAAGUGAUUUCAUUGGCAAUGUCAAAUGGAGACAUUGAGAGUGCUUCGUGGGAUCUUUUGCUUACUAAGUUUGUAGGUGAUUUGGAUACUGGGGGAGCUGUUAUGGACAAAAUACUUGUGGAGAAUGUUAAUUAG
Molecule: messenger RNA, 1695 nt
Organism: Prunus armeniaca (apricot)
Lineage: Eukaryota; Viridiplantae; Streptophyta; Magnoliopsida; Rosales; Rosaceae
Source: the annotation of a GenBank genome assembly